This is a messenger RNA of Scheffersomyces coipomensis, 1557 nucleotides long. RefSeq lists its product as uncharacterized. Gene Ontology annotation, biological process: nucleolar large rRNA transcription by RNA polymerase I; transcription initiation at RNA polymerase I promoter. Gene Ontology annotation, cellular component: nucleus; RNA polymerase I upstream activating factor complex. The coding region runs from base 1 to 1386 and encodes 461 amino acids. The record is from RefSeq and is a predicted model, not a curated record. Gene Ontology annotation, molecular function: RNA polymerase I cis-regulatory region sequence-specific DNA binding. The transcript has a single exon. NCBI's taxonomy places the organism in Eukaryota, Fungi, Ascomycota, Pichiomycetes, Serinales, Debaryomycetaceae.
AUGCCUCCAAUUCCAGCACAACAUGGACCUGCAGUGGUGAAUAAAUCACGUCCAAAUACGGUUGGCGCACCUGCCAUUUCUUAUACCCCAACCGAUUCCACGAUUCCUCCAGCGUUAUAUCAUAGAAUCCCAAAUCUAGAUCUUUAUAAGAAAUUGAAAGAAGCUGAAAGAAAAGUAGACUUGUUAAUCUCUAGGAAAGCUUUAGACUUUCAGGCCACACAACAGAAGUCAAUCCAUCCUUCAAAUUUCAAAGGAGAAACAGGUAUCUUGAGAGUCUUCAUAUAUAACAUAACUGAAAACCAGCCCUGGCAAAAGCAACUACUUCAAGAGCAAGGUCUUCAAAUACCAGAUCCUACUUCAUCAGAAGCUACUUGGACUUUAAGAGUUGAAGGUAGAUUUUUAAGUGAAUCCAAAGACAAUAACAUCGAGGAUAAAUUCAGUUCUUUCUUGAGUGCUAUCUCUAUUGAUUUGAUUCCAAAUGAUGACUAUCCUGCUUUUCAAAAUUCUCAAUCGAAUAUUAUAGAGUGGAGAAGUGAUAGUAAUGACUUUAAUCAAAAAAGUUCAAAUAGUUUUGAUGGGAUUGACAUCAAACGAAAUGGUAUCUUCAAUAUAAAAGCAAAGAUAGCUUUGCUAGCCAAAAGCCAUUCAGCUACCUAUAAGGUUAGUGAUGAAAUGGCUCAAUUUACUGGUAAACAAGAAUCAACCCAACAAGAAUUGGUAUAUUCAAUUUGGCAAUAUGUCUUAUAUAAAGGCUUAUUUAGAAAAACUGACGCGCUUACAAGAGUUGAUACAGUUGCUACAAAUCGUGUUUUACCAGAAACUGCAAAUCAAGAUGAUAAUGAUGAUGACUUAACUGUUGUUCAAGCAGAUGAAGUUUUACAAAGCCUUUUAAAUGUUAAAACUUUUAAGUUCUCCGAACUUUAUAAGUUAUUACAACCACAUUUCAAACCUCGUGAACCAAUAAUUAUCGAUUAUGAAGUCAACACCAGAAAAUCAACUACUCUAGGUGAAGUAGUAAUUGAUAUACCAAUAGAAUUACCGCUCAACCUUUCGAAGAUACAGAAAGAAUUCCUUGAUCUUAAUAAAGUUGCUUUUGAAAAUUUAACAAAAGCUGAUAAUACAAUCCAAUUAUUAAAUUCAAGAAUUUCUUUAGGAGUUGUUGCAUUACAAAAUGCCAACGCAAGGGAAGCAUUUUAUAGCGAGUUAAGUGAAGACCCAGUUCAAUUUAUUGAAAAAUGGCUUGAAAGUCAAUCGGAAACCUUAAAGGCUUUAAAGAGUGAUGAAGGUUAUGAUGAAGAGGUAGUUAGACGUGCUAAUUAUUUUGUUGAGAAUGAGUCCCUCAUUAAGGAAAAAAUUGAUCUUUUACUUGGAUCUAGUAGAUUUUGAUUACAUUAUGUUCUCUGCUGUAUUAUAUUAUAUAUUGACUAUAAUAAAAUUUUAGUUAUACAAUUAAUCUAUGUAGUCCACAUCUUCUUCUUUAUCCAUUUGUUCUACUUCCUCAAGAUCACUUUCUUCGUAGUCAUCAUCUUCAUCUCCAUUUCCUUCCACAAAUUCAUC